Salvelinus namaycush (lake trout) is the source of this 3405-nucleotide messenger RNA. It is a transcript of the gene hnrnpul1, whose product is annotated as heterogeneous nuclear ribonucleoprotein U-like 1. The record is from RefSeq and is a predicted model, not a curated record. The coding region runs from base 128 to 2746 and encodes 872 amino acids. Lineage: Eukaryota; Metazoa; Chordata; Actinopteri; Salmoniformes; Salmonidae. The transcript is spliced from 16 exons. Gene Ontology annotation, molecular function: protein binding.
AGCUAGACCUGGCAACCUGCUUAUCAUAAAUCCCAUUCGAGCAAGCGUCCGUCUGUAUUUAUAGGCCAUUUUGUAGCGGGGCAUCAAGCAAAGAAAUAUUUAAUAGUUGCAUAGAUCUCCAUGCACCAUGAGGAGUGCUGAGGUGAAGAAACUGAAAGUGAACGAGCUGAAAGAGGAGCUGCGUCGGCGAUCCCUGGACACCAAGGGGCUGAAGGCUGACCUGGUGGAGCGGCUCAAGGCGGCUCUGGAGGCGGAAGCUGCGGAGCCCGGGGGAGCUGCAAGGGGGACACCGGAGCAGGAGUCGGAGCAGGAGCCGGAGCAGGAGCAGGAGCAGGAGCAGCGGGGAGAUGGAGAGGAGGGAUUCUCAGCCGGGUUGUUGGGGGAUAAAGGAUUCCCGAACAAAGAUUCUCUAGACAUUGGUGCAGGAGGAGCCCCUGAGGAGGAGAGCAGGGGGAUGGAGAGAGAAGGGUCGUCUGAUUCUGAUCUGGGCUUCAGCAUGCCUGUCUUCACUGCAGAUGUCUCUCUCCCUGUCCCUGUUUUCAAGACAGAGGAGACCAAAUUAGCCCUGGCAGAGCAGCGGCAGGGGCAGUCUGAGAGGAAGCAAGAGUAUGAAGUGAAGGUGGAGGUGAAGAAAGAGGAUGAGGGGAAAAAGGAGGAAGAGCAGCAACGUGAUCAGGAGCAGCCAGGGGUGGGGCCAACCGACAAAUGGGAGGAGAAGGCGGAAGAGAAGGCGGAGCAGAAGGCGGAGCAGAAAGCGGCGCAAACCAAGAUGGAGGAGGGAGACAGACAGGAGGGAGACCGACAGGGACGCAAGAGACCACAUGACGAGGACCGGGGCAAUGGCUACUACGAGCACCGUGACGACAAGAGGUCCCGGUCGCCCCAGCCCCCUGCUGAAGAUGAGGACGAGGACUUUGAUGACACUUUGGUGGCUCUGGACACAUAUAACUGUGACCUCCACUUCAAGGUGUCUCGUGAUCAUUACAGCGGCUACCCCCUGACCGUCGAGGGCUUUGCCUACCUCUGGGCCGGAGCUAGAGCAUCCUACGGAGUCAGCAAAGGGAAAGUCUGCUAUGAGAUGAAGAUCUUUGAGGAGAUAGCUGUGAAGCACCUCCCGUCCUCUGAGCCUGAUCCCCAUGUGGUCCGGAUAGGAUGGUCCCUGGACUCCUGCAGCACACAGCUGGGUGAGGAAGCGUUUUCCUUUGGAUACGGAGGAACAGGGAAAAAAUCCUCUGACUGUAAAUUUGAAGACUACGGAGAGAAGUUUGGAGAGAAUGAUGUCAUCGGCUGUUUCAUUGACUUUGACGCUGGCGGUGAGGAGGUGGAGAUAGCGUUCUCUAAGAACGGGGUGUGGCUAGACGUGGGGUUCCGGGCGUCGAGGGAGGAGCUGGCGGGGCGCCCCCUGUUCCCCCACGUCCUUGUGAAGAACUGUGCCAUCGAGUUUAACUUUGGCCAGAAGGAGGAGCCCUUCCACUCCCCUCCGGAGGGGUUCAGGUUCAUCCAGACUCUGGGUAUUGAAGACAGGACCAGGGGGGCUGUAGGACCAGCCAGCAAGGCUGACUGUGAGAUCCUCAUGAUGGUGGGUCUGCCAGCCUGUGGCAAGACCACCUGGGCCUCAAAACAUACUGAGAGUCACCCAGAGAAGAAAUACAACACCCUGGGAACCAACGCCAUCAUGGAGAAGAUGAAGGUGAUGGGUCUUCGUCGUCAGAAGAACUACUCUGGUCGUUGGGAAGUUCUGAUCCAACAGGCCACUCAGUGUCUCAACCGCCUCAUCCAGAUCGCCGCGCGCAAGAGACGCAACUACAUCCUGGACCAGACAAAUGUAUAUGGAUCAGCCCAGAGACGAAAAAUGCGUCCUUUUGAGGGGUUUCAGCGCAAGGCUAUUGUAAUAUGUCCCACGGAGGAGGACUUUAAAGAGCGAACGUUAAGACAAACUGAUGAACAGGGGAAGGAUGUGCCAGAUCAGGCUGUGUUAGAAAUGAAAGCCAACUUCUUGCUCCCUGAGCCGAGUGACUUCCUGGAGGAGGUGGUUUUUGUGGAGCUGCAGCGGGAAGAGGCUUACAAGCUGGUGAAGGGAUACAACGAGGAGGGACGCGAGGCCGGCCCACCCCCCGACAAACGCUAUGACAACCGUCCGGGAGGGUUCCGUGGCAACGGCGGAGGCUACCAGCGCUAUGACGACCGUGGCGGGCCUCGCGGCGGCAAAGGAUACCAGAGCAGAGACGCAGGCGCAGGGGGAUACAGAAGGGCUAAGGAAGGAACAGACUCCUCCUCAGGCAACAACCGUGGCGGCUACAACGGCAACCGCUGGGGUGGGAACGGUAACUACCGUGAGGGGGGGUCGGCCCCGAGGGGAGGGUACAACCGCAACCAACAGUCAGGAGGCUACAACCGCCCGGCGCCCUACAGCAAGGGGGGAUACAACCAGAGCUACACCCCCAGCAGCUAUAAUCAAGGCAACUACCAACAGGGUUACAACUACAGUCAGUACCCAGGAUACAGCCAAACUCAGAGUUACAGCGAGACUACGCCAGCUGCCGCAGGACAGACCUAUAGCCAACAGCAGAACUACAACCAGCAGUACCAGCAGUAUGCCCAGCAGUGGCAGCAGUACUACCAGAACCAGUCUCAGUGGAACCAGUACUACGGCCAGUAUGGGAACUAUGCCGCCCAGGGGCAGGGUCAACAAGGUCAGGGUUCACAGGGGCAGGGAGGUCAUGGGGCAUCAGGUUCCUCCCAGUAACCUCUGACCUCUAACCUCUACAGCAGGGGUCAACGAAAGGCGGUUUAUGGCUCACAAUAAAAUGAAUUGUUCCCACCAAAAAAUGUUUUUAUUUUUAUUUGGUCCAAACAGACUAAUACCACCAGGAAUUCUGUUAAAAAUGAGUUUAAUUUAGGAAAUGUGUUCACCAAGCAUUCCCACAAAUAAGAAAAGAGAUGUGAUCAUGUCUCAAUGUAGGCAAGGUAUGACAUGAUUUCCCCCCCCGAACAUCUACACCGACAAAAACAUUGUUACCGCGACUGAAUAUAGUUACCUACCACUGGUCUACUGAUCUGCUAUCUACUGUCUAUCUACAUGCCCAAACACACACACACACACACACACACACAUCACUGCCUCUAUCACACAUCAUAAUGACACACAUCCGCAGACACAUGUAUACACACUCACACAAACGCGUCACAAACACACACACACACACACACAAACGUGUCACAAACACACACACACACACACACACAAACGUGUCACACACACACACAAGCUCACACACAUUAACAGCAGCUUACUUCUAGCCAGCGUUAACACUAGUGUGUCUGGGUCCUUUUUUAAUUGACCUUGCCAACGCGUAGAGUAGAUCAGACAUGUAGAUCAGACAUGUAGAGUAGAUCAGACAUGUA